AUGUCCAACCUGCUCACCCUCGGCGACGCGACGCUGCGCACGGACGACCUCGCGCUCCUCGUCCCGCCGGCCUGGCUGAACGACGCCCUCAUCUCCUUCUGGCUCGAGCAUCUCACGGCCCACGUCCUCCCGCCGGACGCGCGCGCCGUCCUGCUCCCGCCGAACCUCGCCUUCUUCCUCGCCCUCUGCAACGGUCCGUACGCCCUCCCCCGCGCUGCGCUAGGUAUCCUCGGCAACCCCUUACGCCCGCCUGCACCGACGUGCAACACGCCGACGCGCGCGGCAUCCUGCGCGACGUGUCGCUCGGCGACGCCGAGCUCGCGCUCCUGCCGGUCAACGACAGCCUCGCGCGCGACCCGUCCGCCGUGGCGGCGCCCAGCGGCACGCACUGGAGCCUCCUGGUGCUGGAGCGGUGCACGGGGACGUUCUUCCACCUCGACUCGCUCGCGGGUUGCGCCAACAGCCCGUUCGCCGCCGCGCUCGCCGCAAAGCUGCAGCGCCUCAUGCAGCUGCCAAGCGCGCCCUGCGUCCCCCUCAACGUUCCGCUGCAGCAGAACAGCUACGACUGUGGCGCUUACCUGUGCAUCUUCGCAGAGGACGUGGUGCGCCAACAUAUGGACAACAGCCGCAUCGCGGACUUGUACAUUGAUGCUGUGCCGCCGUCACCCGCGGAUGUCGAGGCGAAGCGGCAGGAGAUCGGUAAGCUUGUGUGCCGCCUCGUCGACGAGCGCCAGCGGCGGGAAGCGGGCGAAAGGGCUUCGAGGGCACGGGAGUAACACACGAGCGGUGGCGCUCAAGGCUUUGGCUAGUUUUACGAAAGACGUUCACCAGAAUCCGGACGCAACGGCGACUAAAUCCGACUCCACAAACACUCCUCCGCCUUGUAAAUACACCCGCCCUUCCCCCGUAUCUAGACUUGGCUCCCACCGGGCGCCACUUCCCCAUCGCGAGGCAGCUUUACAAAAAAUAAACCUCUCUCCGCUACCGUCACCCCCCGGGGUUUCGCCGCCGCCCACUUUCUUCCACCUCCUCGUCAAUCUCCGAUGCAAAAAUGACCGCUUCCAAGUUGGCCGGCCCGUACACUGACUUGCGCGAGUAGCCGAGCCACUGGUCCCUCGACGCCAUGAAUGCACGCUCCGUAUCCUCGACGCUAGGUUUCCUCCGAAACGCGGCGGCUUCCGCUGGCUUCCCCCUCUGCGCG
Chondrus crispus (carragheen) is the source of this 1201-nucleotide messenger RNA. RefSeq lists its product as hypothetical. The coding region runs from base 1 to 1086 and encodes 361 amino acids. The record is from RefSeq and is a predicted model, not a curated record. The transcript has 4 exons. Lineage: Eukaryota; Rhodophyta; Florideophyceae; Gigartinales; Gigartinaceae.